UAACACAAAUGGAGGCAACAAUGGCUUUCCAAUCACACUCCCAGCUCGACCAGUAGACAAACAAGAUGAUCCAGCUGAUCCACUGGCUUCUAUGUACAAUUCCAAUCGUUGUGGGCGAGGUUCUGCCCCUGCAACUCGAUUUGGACAACAGUCAAAUUACCCCACGGCGAAGUGCCAGUCGCGGUGACAAGCUGCAAGUGUUCCACACCAUCUGGGGCGCCAUUCGCUCCGACUUCGCCACCGAUACGGACAAGGUAAAAGGCCUGUACAGUCAGCUAGGCGGAUUUGUUCGCGACGAGGUGCAGUGCAGCAGCGGCUCCACGGGUCGAUCUGCCUGCGAACUGCAGCAGGAGGUGCGACGCCACCUGCGGACCCUGAUGGCCCAGCGACUGGCCAAUCUGCUGAACGCCGAGGAGAGCAUUCAGACGUACGGCAUGUACAUAGCGGCCAGUGUGGAGCCCGCCCUGGUCAGGGACAUUCUGGUGCACGCCAUCGAGGACGUGUACUUCCAUCGCCCGCAGGAGAAGCUGGUCCAGCAGCUGGAGCAACUGUACGCGGAUCGCGACGAGGUCAGCUUCCGCACGAUGAUCGAGGCGCAGUUGGCGCUCUUCUGGCGCUAUCAGGCCAUGCAGGACAGCAGCGAGGCGUUCCUGUUCAACGUGGCGCACAUGGUCAGCAAGAUACGGAGCCAUCACAUGUACGCCAGCGUGGAUGCGGGUCUGCAGAAGCGAGUGGAGGCACUGGGACAGCGUCUGCCGCCCGUUCUAGGCCUGCUCUUCGAUCCGCAGGGCUUCUGCCUGCUGAGCCGCUCCGAUCGCGAGUACAUCUAUACGACCAUAACGGACGAGUGGAACUACGGGCUGAAUGGGCGGCAGGUAUUCUCCUGGCGCGAGAAGAACUUCACCGAUUCCGCGGGCCUGACACGCGCCUUCGUCCAGGAGCAGCACUCCACGCCGCUCUUCACGCUGCGUAGCGAGCUCUUCAAGUGGUACUACUUUGUGGAUCCCAGCGAGGGCAAUCGCUUGGCCGCCCUGCGCUCCGGCAGUCCCAGCUCCUCGACCAGCACCUGGACCAUCGCCUACGCGGGGGACGCACUCAUCUUCCGGCAGCGCGACCUCACGCUCUGUGCCGCCGAGAAGUUCGACGACGACCGCCGUCUGGUGAAGAUGCUGCCCGGGCAGAUGCACACGCCGCCAUCGGAGGCUUGCCAGUGGCUGCCGAUCGCCUGUGCUCCGCCAAAGUGAGCGGGAUGGCUGUACCCUGGAAUGUGCGCAACAAAUAAACUUAUGCGUAAGUGUAUAAGUGCAUUUAUUCCUAGCCAGUCAUGAACAAUUAAAUAUAUUUUUUAUAAUAA
Molecule: messenger RNA, 1354 nt
Organism: Drosophila sechellia
Lineage: Eukaryota; Metazoa; Arthropoda; Insecta; Diptera; Drosophilidae
Exons: 2
Coding region: 66-1244 (392 amino acids)
Source: RefSeq, a predicted model, not a curated record